Messenger RNA from Diospyros lotus (date-plum), 1322 nucleotides. Its product is annotated as probable small nuclear ribonucleoprotein F. Gene Ontology annotation, molecular function: RNA binding. Gene Ontology annotation, biological process: spliceosomal snRNP assembly; mRNA splicing, via spliceosome. The coding region runs from base 143 to 448 and encodes 101 amino acids. Lineage: Eukaryota; Viridiplantae; Streptophyta; Magnoliopsida; Ericales; Ebenaceae. Gene Ontology annotation, cellular component: catalytic step 2 spliceosome; U1 snRNP. The transcript is spliced from 5 exons. The record is from RefSeq and is a predicted model, not a curated record.
GGGGCUUGUGAUUAUGAACCCUAAAUACGCUGUGUUCGGCUUCCGACUAUAACACGCUGUGUUCGGCUUCAAAACCCUAAACCCUCGCUCGACUUCGACGUUCAAAUCCAGUCCGUGCUUUUGCUCCGAGCAGCUUCUCCCAAUGGCGACUGUACCAGUUAAUCCCAAACCGUUCCUGAACAAUUUGACUGGGAAGAAGGUCAUCGUGAAACUCAAGUGGGGAAUGGAAUAUAAAGGUUUCCUCGUCUCAGUGGAUUCAUACAUGAACUUGCAGCUGGCCAACAGUGAAGAGUACAUUGAAGGACAAUUCACUGGAAAUCUUGGGGAGAUUUUGAUCAGUGAUGUACUAGAUAUCUCUCCUGUGGGCGUGCCCUUCUGCCUUUCUGGAGUGGAAAAUUCUAUCCUGAUGGAAGAGAUUUCUCUCAUGAGGUGCACUAUCUAUUUGUGAAAGUGCCAGACCAGCUAAAUUCUGAUUCCUAUGUUUGUUGAGUUGCUUUAAUAAAAUGAUCUACCAGGUACAUCACCUGUUGAUUUGAGGGUUUGCCUAAUGCAAUACCUUUUCUGGUGGUUGAAAACUCAAACCUGAUGGAACUGAUUUCUAUCGUGACGCAUACAAUCUAUCUGCUGAGGUGCCAGACCAGGCAAACAAUGAUGCCCAUGCAAUUUAUCUGUUGUUUUAACGAAAUGAGUCACUAGUAUCUCUCUCACUUUUUUAUCCGAUCUUUUGCGUUACCCUUAUGCUUAUCUGGUUGUGGAGAACUUUUAACCGUGUAAGAUAGAUUUCUCUCAUCAGGUGUAAUAUCUAUUUGCUGUAACUACCAUACCCAGCUCAACUGAGAAGAAUGCCAAGUAAAAUGAAGUAUAUUGUUAUUAGCCUUUUGAGCAUGCUAGUCUGUGGUCUAUACCCAGAGCACAUUACAAGAGUUGGGUUGAAUUGCUUUCUGUUGGGGUUGUGUGUUGUCUAAUUUAGGUUAGUCCUUUUAGUCGUGGGCUUAAAUUAUACCAACAAUGCUUGCAGGUAGUGGUUAAUUAACUGUUCUAAGGAAACUGUUUGACAACAUUUAUGAUGUGUAAAAACCAGUCAUUCUGUGCCUGAUAUCCAUCGUUCUUUAUGAUGCGAAAUUGGAAAUAGUAAUUCUCGUUGGAGAUCUCUUUGCGCCUGAAACUGAUAUUUGCUUACAAAGUCGUCUUCUCACAAAAGCGGCUGAGUAUUGUUUCAAUCGCUCAUAUCACCUGUCCCUAUGAUUGGGCAAAAGUGAUUCAUAUUCGUCUUUCUUGGAAAUUUUUAUUGAGAGAAGAGUUAACAAACUCAUGUUUACUCC